UUGAAAAAGAAAGUGGAUCAGUUUUGCGUUUGUUCUUCGUAAACUUAGUGUCUGUUCGAAAUGGGUCGCAAAGGAAACUACGUUGAGAAACCCAAGAAAGGUCCCGGAAGAAAGGCACGCAAACAGGGCGACCCUGUGUUCAAGUUCAUAAAAGAUGAUGACGAAGAUAACAAAAAGUUGUCCCGAAACCAAAAGAUACGGCUCAAGAAACGCGAAAUGAAAAACCAAUUGGUACAGAAAGUAGCGAAGCAAAAGAGUGACACGAAAGCCGCAGCAAACCGGGGGGCCGACCCGGUUGUGUCUAGCACGGUGGAUCCGUCGGAGCUGUUUGAUCUUGAGAAAACUCGCCAAAAGUACAAACAGUUGGGCGAGAAGAACAAAUCACCGACGGUAACCGCCACUAAGACGGCCGAAAAUGGUGCCUCGAAAAAGGUUCGCAACCUGUUCGACAGUGACGACGAAAUGGAGAACAAAGAACCAAAAAAGGGCGCUGGUUCUGGUCGACCGUCCAAGAGUCAGAUGAAAAAGUUCCUUCAACAGGCCGAGUCGGAUGAGGACGAUUCGGAUGAGCAGGACACUGAUGAAGGCAGUGAGGAGAUCGAUGACGAUGAGGAUGACCAGGAAGUUGACAGCGAAGAAGAGGGAAGUGAAGAAGAGGAAGACGAUGAAAGUGACGACGAAGACGGUGAUUCCGAUGACGAUGACGAUUCGGAUAUGCUACCGAUAGAGGCGGCAAAUAAGAAGCUAAAACGGCGCAUGGCACUGGAGCAAAAGAUGGCUGAUCAAGAAAUGCAGGAAGCCGCGGCCAACCGAGAACGGUUUGAGUUUCCGACAGAGGAGGAGGUUGCCCAAACGAGCAAUUUGCAGGACGUGAAUAUGCGAAUCAAGGACGUGAUCGGUGUGCUCUCGGACUUUACGGCAAAUCGCGAUCCGGACCACUCACGGUGCGAGUAUAUCGAUCUGCUGCGAAAGGACCUGUGCCUUUACUACUCGUACAACGAGUACUUUAUGAACUUGCUCAUGGAACUGUUCGCUCCGAACGAGCUGCUGGAGUUUUUGGAGGCUUCCGAGUUGCAGCGCCCCAUUACGAUUCGCACGAACAGUCUUAAGACACGGCGUCGCGAUUUGGCGCAAGCCUUGAUCAACCGCGGCAUCAAUUUGGAUCCGAUAGGAAAGUGGUCCAAAGAUGGGCUGGUGGUGUAUACAUCGCAGGUUCCGCUAGGGGCAACGCCGGAGUACCUGGCCGGGCAGUACAUGCUGCAGGGCGGAUCGAGCAUGCUACCCGUGCUGGCGUUGGCGCCGGAGGAAAACGAACGCAUCCUGGACAUGUGCGCUGCGCCGGGAGGAAAGAGUUCCCACAUAGCGGCAUUGAUGAAGAACACGGGUGUGCUCAUUGUUAACGAUUCAAAUAAGGACCGGUUGCACGCGGUACUCGGAAACUUUCACCGUCUCGGAGUACAGAAUGCCAUCGUGACGUGCAUGGACGGUAUAAAGUUCUGCGACGCCAUGAAAGGCUUCGAUCGUGUGCUGCUCGACGCACCCUGCACCGGAUCGGGCGUAAUUGCGAAGGAUCCGAGCGUGAAAACAUCAAAAACGGAUAUUGACGUGCAGCGGUGCUACAAUUUGCAGCGACGUUUGCUCCUGUCGGCCAUCGAUUGUUUGUCGGCCAAGUCGAACAGCGGUGGCUACUUGGUUUACUCCACCUGCUCCGUUCUGCCACAGGAGAACGAGUGGGUCAUCGAUUUUGCGCUAAAGAUGCGCAACGUACGCCUUGUGUCUACUGGAAUAGAUUUUGGUGUCGAAGGUCUCACCAGGUUCGGGGCGCAGCGCUAUCAUCCGUCGAUGAAACUGACGCGGCGCUUCUAUCCCCACACCCACAAUAUGGACGGGUUUUUCGUGGCAAAGUUGCACAAAUUUUCCGAUGCCAUUCCGACAAACGACACCGCUGAGGCCGAGCCGUCGAACGGUGCCGACAUGGAGACGGUAGCCGCCGAGAGUGAGGAGAUGAAGUUGCCGAAAAAGAUUGACAAACGGGACUGGUACUACCAGGAUGUGGUCGCCAAACGGAAAGCUCAGCGUGAGGACAAGAACCAUGUGGUGAAAGUUUUCCAGAAACCAACCAACGUUACCAAGAAGAAGAAGAAAAAGUUUGAGAAAAGCACCGAAGGGGCCACCGUCCCGAGGGUAGCCGUCCCAACCGAUGAUCAGACGGCCUCUGCGGAGAACGGGUCCAGCAGUGGGCAGAAAUUGGCGAAGAAGUUCGCGCUGAACGGUAAACCGGCGCCGAGUAGUGCCGAUCGCGAGACAGCCGAAGUGUCGAAAUUAAAGCAAAUGAUGAAAAAACUCAAACAAAAGCAAGGCAGCUCGACUGCCAACGGCAAAGGGACUGCGGGUAAAGCGGGAAAAUUUGCCAAACAGACGGCGAGCAGCAAAGGAAAGGUACCGGGAACGAAGAAGAAUGCGAAGAAGCUGGGGAAAGUUUAGGGUUAGUGUGUAAGAGAAAUAGAACUGUAACGCAGUUCUCCAUAGAGACAAUGCCUUGCACCACAUCUUGUGAAUAAAGAAG
Anopheles cruzii is the source of this 2566-nucleotide messenger RNA. RefSeq lists its product as uncharacterized. The transcript has 2 exons. Gene Ontology annotation, molecular function: rRNA (cytosine-C5-)-methyltransferase activity; RNA binding. Bases 61 to 2484 code for a protein of 807 amino acids. Gene Ontology annotation, cellular component: nucleolus. Gene Ontology annotation, biological process: rRNA base methylation; maturation of LSU-rRNA. NCBI's taxonomy places the organism in Eukaryota, Metazoa, Arthropoda, Insecta, Diptera, Culicidae. The record is from RefSeq and is a predicted model, not a curated record.